This is a messenger RNA of Daphnia pulex (common water flea), 1232 nucleotides long. It is a transcript of the gene Fkbp14, whose product is annotated as FK506-binding protein 2-like. Bases 395 to 1033 code for a protein of 212 amino acids. The transcript is spliced from 6 exons. Gene Ontology annotation, molecular function: peptidyl-prolyl cis-trans isomerase activity; calcium ion binding. The record is from RefSeq and is a predicted model, not a curated record. Lineage: Eukaryota; Metazoa; Arthropoda; Branchiopoda; Diplostraca; Daphniidae.
UCAGUUCCUUUUCCAGCGAGGCUGAUUGACCAAUGAACGAACGCCAAGUCGUGUUUCUUUUACCAUUUCUUUCGUUUCACUUCCAUUCGUUAUUUUAUCUGUGAGCUAGAAUGCCAGUUCAGUCCAAAGACCUGUUGGCCUCACGAAUUCUGGUUUUUUAAAAGCUUGUUCCCACCCUUAGAAUCAGCGGUAACCAUGACAACUAAUGCCGCCGGCUGUUGCCGAUGGGUGGGGACACAAGUUUGACGUGGCUCUCGCCGAUUAGAGCUGCUGGUCGAAUGUUGGAUAAGAGAUUUUCCGUUUUUCCUUUCACUCCGUCGCUUGUCUGUGCGUAGUCAUAAGUAGACGUUUGUUUCGGCGUUGUCCAUUCCUUAGUUGCUUCCACAUAUUCAAAAUGAAGUUGUUACUGAUUUCCUGCCUGUUCAUCGUUGCUUCCACUUUUGCCGACGAACUGAAAAUCGACGUAAUUUCUGUACCUGACGCAUGCGAAUCCAAGUCGAAAAAUGGUGACAUCCUGUCAAUGCACUACACCGGAACGUUGCUGGAUGGCACUAAAUUUGACUCCAGUUUGGACCGCAACCAACCUUUCCAAUUCCAGAUUGGAGCUGGCCAAGUCAUUAAAGGAUGGGACCAGGGCUUGCUGGACAUGUGCGUUGGUGAAAAACGUAAACUGACUAUCCCCGCAGAGCUGGGCUAUGGAGAUAAGGGAGCUGGAAACAUCAUUCCUGGCGGUGCCACACUGCUUUUCGAUGUCGAGUUGAUGGGCAUCAACCAGGCCCCACCUCCCCAGAAUGUUUUCAAACAGAUUGACAGCGAUUCCGACAACCAGUUGUCGAAAGAAGAGGUGGCAGAUUACAUAAAAAAGCACAUUCCCCCAACUGAGAAAGCUGAAGAGGUCCCUGCUGAAGAAGGAGCACCGCAGCAGCAAGAUCCUCUCAAGAUCACUGAAGAGAUCUUCCAGCACGAAGAUCACGACCGAGAUGGCUACAUCUCGUUCGAAGAGUUCUCCGGACCCAAGCACGAUGAACUCUAAGUCUUCCAUUCUCGCACACAUUUGAUCCAGUUUAAAUCUCAGGUGAUGGGGUGUUGUUUUUGUUAAACCAGAUUAUUAUAUCUUUCACGUUGCGAUUCUCGUACUGAAGCUAAUUUACUUAACAGAAGUAACUCGGCCCGACGAGGAAUGUUGUACAAAGAAAACUAAUAAUAAAUCAUGACGUCUGCUCAUUCCAAAA